Molecule: messenger RNA, 777 nt
Organism: Leishmania major strain Friedlin
Lineage: Eukaryota; Euglenozoa; Kinetoplastea; Trypanosomatida; Trypanosomatidae
Exons: 1
Coding region: 1-777 (258 amino acids)
Source: RefSeq, a predicted model, not a curated record
AUGAAGGCAAUACUCCAGGUGGGACCGGCGCAGUUCUUCAUCGAAGGUGCAACCUUCCACCUCCUCUGCGUAGAUAUUCGACAAACGCUUGCGGCGAUCGUGAAGCUGCAGGAGUGCAGCAUCUCCCUCAAGCUGCACGUCAACAAGCUGGAAACGCGUCUGGCAGAGGAUGCGCGCCGACUGAGAGCAGCCGGUGUCGCGCUGCCCGGCGAUGACGACGAUGACGACGACCCCAUUCUGGGAAGCUCGCUGCUCUCCCGCGUAGGCGCCGCUUCUCGGUCGUCAUGGCAGCGGCGUGCGUACAUAAAAUCAACGGCGCCCAUGCCACGCUACGUGUGCCCCACAACUGGCCAGCGACAGCCUGUCCUUCACAGAAGACCGCUCUUCAUAUUCUCCGCAGCGUCCUUCGAUGCAGCAGAGGCGGUGGUGCAGCGCCUGCAGGCGCGUCUGCUGGAGCAGCACCUCCUGCUAGACGAGAUAGAGCUGCAGGCGCUGUGCAGCGGCGGUGACGGUUGUAGCGUCUCCGACGCGCCGACGCGUGUGUUACCGCUCCCCAUAAUGGAGCUUGACACGUACUUGUCCACAUCCGCCAAUGUGAUGCCGGCGUACGACGUGGAAGGAAAUCGCCGCCGUUGCUUCAUGACAGUUGUAGGGGCAUCCGCGAAUGGGCGGCAUCGAUCAUGUGUAUUGGGAAGAGGAGAGUUGGUCGCGUGCGGAGACGCGAGAGAAUGCACCUGCGAAGAGCACCCGCUCUGCACAUGUGUCGGGCACACGUGA